CACGGGGUAUGCGAGCUAAUCUGCAGUGCGACCGCUCAGCCUGGCUGUCAGGCUCCGCCCCCCCGGUAUGGUUGUUUUGAUAUUGUCUCGGCUCCCGGUCUGAUUACCGCCUCUGUUAGUUUCUCAGGUCCUCGUUAUGGAUUUCUGAUAUAUGGACCUUGUCCCGUGGAUAUAUCUCCAAUGCCAUCACCCACCUCACAGCGGCCACCGAGGGCAAGGUCUCCAAGCCCCAUGCAAAGACCCCCACGCAUCCAACAUCCUGCCCCGAUGCAGAUCCCACUAACCCCCGCGGAGAGCAGAGCUAGAGGUUCCUCGGGGGCUCGGCUGCCAAGGCCUCCAAGGGCUGGGACUCCAGACAAACUACCAAGACCAGCCAGAACGGAUCCCCCGGUCCCUGCGAUGCGCACUGCUGGUGUAGAUUCCCUGGACUCUGUGUUGAGACCAAACAGGACUGAACCCCCAACCUCAAUUCAGAGGCCUCCUAGAACAGAACCACCACCUCCCAGAUUGGAUCUACACUCUACCAUUCAAAGACCCUCCUGGCCAGAAUUUCCAUGUUCAUUGCAGAGGCCACCAAGAAUAAAACCUCCCCUUCCAAUGGAUAGGACACGUACAGCAGAAACUCUAGUCAUUAAGCAAAGACCUCCAAAUACUGAAAAUUCUCUGCCUCUGCAGAGACCCCCAAGGAUAAAACCACCAGCUCCUCAUGUAGAUACUCAAGCACCUUUUUACAGCACUACAAAAAGAGUCCCUUUAUCUCAGAGGCCUGCUAGAAUAGAUCAUUUGUGUGCCAUUCAAAGGACUAACAUGACCGAAAAUAAAGAGGUCUCUACCAUAAAUCCUUUAGAUCUACGCACCUCAAAUUCCAGUGUUCGGCACACAGGAGGAGGAAUAACAGAACUCUCCUUAAAGAACCCAGAUAGGAAAUAUGUGAGUGAUCCUGAGAUUGGCUGUGAGGAAGCCAGUCCUAAUCUCCAGUGUCUUGUAAAGAGUCUAGAUGCAGAAGAACCCCUGCUUCCCUCAAGGAUAGAAACGGAACCCUCUGGAGGGACACAUGUGGUUCAGCCAUCUGGCCAGCCUGAAGACACUGCUCAGAGAGACCUGUGCGAGAGUGACGAACUGGAGGAUGAUAUAGGGCUUUUUAUAUCAAUGGAGGACACUGACUGUGAGGAUGGGGAGCAGAGGAGGAAGAAGGGAAGGAUCGCUCUGAAGAGGAAGCGUGAGAACUUGCAGGACGAAGCGGAAGCUGCUGUGUCUUCAGACUUGAAUAACUCACUAGAUCGAAGUCUAGAGGACCGAGCGAAACUGCACAACCUGACAGCAGUGAAUGUUAGAAACAUUCUGCAUGAGGUUAUCACAAAUGAGCAUGUGGUGGCAAUGAUGAAAGCUGCAAUCACAGAUACUCAAGAUCUGCCCGUCUUUGAGCCAAAGAUGACACGGUCCAAGUUGAAGGAAGUGGUGGAGAAAGGAGUGGUAAUUCCUACAUGGAAUUUGUCCCCCAUUAAGAAGGUCGGUGAGCAGAAGGCUCGCCAGUUUGUAGAUAUUACACUAGAAGAGGAAGAUUCAUCAGAGGAUGAAGAAUAUUGCCCUGAGAAGGAAGAGGAGGAGGAAGAGGAUGAGACGGCUGAAGAGAGUCUGUUGGAGAGUGAUGUUGAGAGUACGGCAUCCUCCCCACGUGGUCAUAAACGGCCUCGAGUCCAUCAUCUAUCUGAACCCACGGAAGAGCCCAUGGAUUGCAAUCCGGCUGCGGAAAUAGUGCCAGAGCUUGGUGAACAUGGUGAGUCUGAAGUUCCAGUGAUGGGCCCUCCUCCUCCUCCCCUCAAAAUGAAAUGCAUUCAGGAUAUUACUUUUAUGGAUGAGCUACAUGCUGUAGACGAGGAAUUGAAUAGCAGCACAGUGUGCAUGGAUUCCUUCCAGACAAUCUGUCCAGACAGUCUGAUUGCUUUACGUACCCGCUCCAAGAGACCUCUGAAGAAUGUACCCAUAGGGCAGCUGGAGGCCAAGCUCAUGGCUCCAGAUAUCACACCUGAUAUGUAUGACCCCAACACUGCAGAUGAUGAGGACUGGAAGAUGUGGCUAUGCAGCCUUAUGCAAGAUGACGUGGGAAACGAAGAUGAGGCUGAUGAUGACGAUGAUCCAGAAUACAAUAUCCUGGAAGAUUUGGAUGAACCAGAUACAGAGGAUUUCCGCAAUGACAGAGCUGUGAGGAUCACAAAGAAGGAAGUCAGUGAAUUGAUGGAAGAACUCUUUGAUACGUUCCAGGAUGAAUUGGGCUAUUCCAAUUUGGAAGAAGAGGAGGUUGAGGAUGAUGAUAGUAACCAAGGAGCUGCUCACAACCGUUCUCAUCUAGAAGAGGAAGAAGAUGAGGACAGCAAACAAGAACACAUUCCCAACUUCAACAUCCCUCAAGCAAUACGGUUUGAGGAGCCACUUGCUAAUAUCAUAACGGAGCAGCAUCGCACCGUGAAGGCUAAGCUUCAGUUCCUAAGGAUGAAGAAAACUGUAUUAAAACCUCCAGCACAGGUCCCUGAGGAACCCAAGUCUCUCCACGCUCCCGAGUAUGAGGACAGGCUUGCCAUUGAGCCCAAGGCUCCUGUUGUGCUGACUCUUAAUGCAGGGCAGAGGCAAAGACUUCAGCAGCAGAUGCAGCAGCACGUCCAGCUUCUGACCCAGCUAAAUUUGCUUUCGAGUAAAAACCCUGGACUAAGCUUUGAGACCGACACUACGCGCUUGUUUCUGGUUGAACUUUCUAGUUUUGCUGAAAAUUCUGUCCUAACCCAUCGGCCAAAGAACCCUGUUUUUCAAAGUAUGUUUCAAGCAAGUAACCUAAGAGAUGCAAUGCAACUGCACUUCAAUUUUCACUCUCAGGUUCCAGAGAACAUUGAGCCUCCCAAGCUGAUAAAAAAAAAUGGCAGUGAAAUUCCCAGCCUUCCUACAGACAUUGCCUGGAUUCUGGCCACACAGCCUGUUUUCAUGUACCCGGAACUCCUGCCUACAUGUGGUCUGAAAGUCAGAGGACCUCGCGAUAAAGUGUAUUUUACCAAGGGUGAAGACAGUUUGCUGGCCCUGGGACUUAAGCAUUUUGAUGGAAUGGAGUUUUAUAAAACUCUUAUCAGCAAGUAUCUUAUUCCAGGAAAGACUUCCCAGCAGCUGAAGGCCCACAUUAAAAAUGCCACCAUGCAGAAGAGUCAAGACAAUAUCAUAAAGUAUUUAAAGAGGAACAAAUCACUGCCUGAUCUUGCAAAAUGCUGUGAUAUUAUCCAGGCAUACGAUGGCAAACCGCCAGUGGACAGAGAGAAGCACAGACUGCCGUUCUGGCUGAAGGCCAGCAUGACCAGCAUUGAGAAAGAAAUGAAAAAAACAGAGAGAGAUUCACAGAUAUCGGGAACCGAAAGACUAACAACCAAAUACCCUCUGGUAGCACCUCGAGAGCUCCAGCUCACACUUAAACCUCUACCGUCACCAUUUGUCCGCAAAAUCUGGCGACAGAGGAAACACAAUUUGAAGCCACUUCUUAUCCGACCUUCUAGCAGCACGAACAACAACAACAACAACACUACAAAUAAGCCAUUACUCAACCAAUCCUCUGACAUGCAGCCCUUGCCCAUCACAAUAUUGGGUCAGAUGCCUUCUCUUAAUCAAUCCACCAGACCUGUUCAGGGCAUUGUAGGAGUAAAUUCUGUAUGUGUGCCUUCUGAUAUUACAAACUCCAUCGUAUCUUCUGCUCCACAUACUCCUUUUGUCACACAUGUUCCUCUGCCCCAGCCUACAAUCAUGGUCCCUGCUCUGACCAGACAGGGAGUCCAGAAGCCUAGUAUAAAGACCUUGGACAAGACUCCUUGUUCUCAAGGAACUCCACUCAUUCAUUCUACUCCUGUCAUAUUUACUGUUCCUAAUGGAGCAUUGAAGCUGGUAAGUCUUGGUACAUCCUGUGGUGUGAUACAGUCAAUUGGUACUAGACCAGGCAUUCCAGUCACUACAGUUCUUCUGAAUCCCUCCUCUGUAAAACAAACCCUAAUUACUUCGCCCUUUAAUCAGACACUUUUUGACAUGUCCCCAGUGCUUCGUGAGGGCCAAAGAAGUGUGACUUUUGAGACUAUUUUAUCAGACCCAGGGAAGAGCAAAAAGGAACAUGAUUGGGGCUGUGUGUCCAUCAACAUGAAAAACGAAGGUUCUUCUGUAAGUGAAGAGGGGAACCAUGGAGAACCAAAUGCAGGAGAGCAGCAGGAAAACUGUGUCCAGUCAUGCUCUCCUGUGGCUGAGAAAUUAAAAUGUGAUACAGAAGAUAGGAAAGAUUGUUUACUAGACAGCAAACCGUUGCACAUAGGUUAUUGUUCUGAUAAUUCAGUACUCCCCGAUUUAGCCUCAAGUGACUGUAAACCUGAGAUGGAAUCUAAAGAUAAAGCUGUACAGAUUUCUCUAAUGGUGGAGUUGCACAGUCUUCAGGAGUCAGAUAUUAAAAAGGAGGACCAGGAAGAAUUUGAUGUAGGGACGUCUGACUCAUCCAGUAUCCACAUUGUAAAAAUAGAGGAAGAUUGCCCUCCAGAUGAAGGGAAUUCUGCAGAGGCUGCAAAUAUUUCUCAAACUCUAGCGUAUCCAGAGAUUAAAAAAGAUGAGGAUCAGUGGGAUGUGGGUAUUUGUGAUUCAUCAAGUAGUCAACUUUUAAAGACAGAGCAAUUAAAAUAUUCAGAGCAAGAUGAUCAUGCACAACUUCCAGAUCAAGCUGAAGCCCCAAUGUCCGACCCUCCUGCAGAGCCAGCGGAUGCCCCAAUGUCCGACCCUCCUGCAGAGCCAGCGGAUGCCCCAAUGUCCGACCCUCCUGCAGAGCCAGCGGAUGCCCCAAUGUCCGACCCUCCUGCAGAGCCAGCGGAUGCCCCAAUGUCCGACCCUCCUGCAGAGCCAGCGGAUGCCCCAAUGUCCGACUCUCCUGCAGAGCCAGCGGAUGCCCCAAUGUCCGACCCUCCUGCAGAGCCAGCGGAUGCCCCAAUGUCCGAUCCUCCUGCAGAGCCAGCGGAUGCCCCAAUGUCCGAUCCUCCUGCAGAGCCAGCGGAUGCCCCAAUGUCCGACCCUCCUGCAGAGCCAGCGGAUGCCCCAAUGUCCGACCCUCCUGCAGAGCCAGCGGCUGCCCCGGUCCCUGACCCUCCUGCAGAGCCAGCGGCUGCCCCGGUCCCUGACCCUCCUGCAGAGCCAGCGGCUGCCCCGGUCCCUGACCCUCCUGCAGAGCCAGCGGCUGCCCCGGUCCCUGACCCUCCUGCAGAGCCAGCGGCUGCCCCGGUCCCUGACCCUCCUGCAGAGCCAGCGGCUGCCCCGGUCCCUGACCUUCCUGCAGAGCCAGCGGCUGCCCCGGUCCCUGAAUCUUCUGCAGAGCCAGCGGCUGCCCCGGUCCCUGACCCUCCUGCAGAGCCAGCGGCUGCCCCGGUCCCUGACCCUCCUGCAGAGCCAGCGGCUGCCCCGGUCCCUGACCCUCCUGCAGAGCCAGCGGCUGCCCCGGUCCCUGACCCUCCUGCAGAGCCAGCGGCUGCCCCGGUCCCUGACCCUCCUGCAGAGCCAGCGGCUGCCCCGGUCCCUGACCCUCCUGCAGAGCCAGCGGCUGCCCCGGUCCCUGACCCUCCUGCAGAGCCAGCGGCUGCCCCGGUCCCUGACCCUCCUGCAGAGCCAGCGGCUGCCCCGGUCCCUGACCCUCCUGCAGAGCCAGCGGCUGCCCCGGUCCCUGACCCUCCUGCAGAGCCAGCGGCUGCCCCGGUCCCUGACCCUCCUGCAGAGCCAGCGGCUGCCCCGGUCCCUGACCCUCCUGCAGAGCCAGCGGCUGCCCCGGUCCCUGACCCUCCUGCAGAGCCAGCGUGUGCCGCGCUCUAUGACCCUCCUGCAGAGCCAGCGGCUGCCCCGGUCCCUGACCUUCCUGCAGAUGCCGCAAUGUCGGACCCUCCUGCAGAGCCGGCAGAUGGCGCAAUGUCCGACCCUCCUGCAGAGCCGGCAGAUGGCGCAAUGUCCGACCCUCCUGCAGAGCCGGCAGAUGGCGCAAUGUCCGACCCUCCUGCAGAGCCGGCAGAUGGCGCAAUGUCCGACCCUCCUGCAGAGCCGGCAGAUGCCACAAUGUCCGACCCUCCUGCAGAGCCAGCGAUUCCCGCAAUGUCGGACCCUCCUGCAGAGCCGGCAGAUGGCGCAAUGUCGGACCCUCCUGCAGAGCCGGCAGAUGGCGCAAUGUCGGACCCUCCUGCAGAGCCGGCAGAUGGCGCAAUGUCGGACCCUCCUGCAGAGCCGGCAGAUGGCGCAAUGUCGGACCCUCCUGCAGAGCCGGCAGAUGCCAUAGGGCCUGAUAUACAAGACUCAAACACCGAGAGGAGAAAUGAACAGUAUCCUCUUCUGAAGGAAAAGGAAUAUGUUCUAAAUGAGACUCAAGGUCAGGAUUCGGCUGGUCAGGUAGAGUCCCCUCAAAAUACACCACCCUGUAUGAAUGGUGAUGUAGACAUGAGCAGUCCAUCUGAAAUGCCCCAAGACUCCUCCAGUCCCCUGGGUCAGCAGGAUGGGAGCAAUGAAAAAGACCUACCAGAAGAGGAAGAGGAGGAAGAUUUUGACGACUUAACACAGGAUGAAGAUGAAGAAGAAAUGUCUUCUGCUUCAGAGGAAUCUGUGCUCUCUGUUCCUGAGCUGCAGGAGACCAUGGAGAAACUGACGUGGCUGGCAUCAGAGAGGCGAUUAAGUCAGGAGGGAGACUCUGAAGAGAACUCUCAGGAGGAGAACUCCGAGCCAGAGGAUGAAGAAGAAGAGGAGGAGGUAGAAGGGGCGGAGAGCUCCACAAGGAAAGAUGAAGAAAUGACUGAUGAGGUGACUGCCGAGAGCACCACACCUGCACCCACUCAUCCCCACAUUCCUUCUCCUGUUCCCAUGGAAAGCUCUGCAGCCCCAGCAGGUGAAGUGCGUAAAGGAGGAAGUAAGGGGAGGACGGCUCACAGAGUAAGGAGCAGGCGGGGUCGUGCGCGUACCAGUAAAGAUGCGUCCAAACUUCUCCAUCUGUACGAUGAGAAUAUCCUGCUAAAAGAUCCCCUUAGGGAACAGAAGGAUAUGGCAUUUGCAAAGGAGUAUCUGAACAGGGUACGAGAAGCACUCAAGGUCGUGCCUGGUAAAUAUGAGCAGUUCUUGCACUUAAUCUAUCAGUUUGAGACCAACAAAGAUACCAGGACAGCAGUGGACCUGUAUGAAAACCUAAGGAAAAUUCUCUGUGAUUGGCCAAAACUGCUAAAAGAUUUUGCUGCUUUCUUAUUACCAGAGCAAGCGCUGGAGUGUGGGCUGUUUCAAGAGCAGCAAGCCUUCGAGAAAAGUCGCACGUUUCUUCGACAGUUGGAGAUUUGCUUCCUGGAAAACCCAGCUCAGCACCAGAAGAUCAUUAAACUGCUUCAGAGUUUUGCAGAAUGUCCCCUCCAGGAGAUUAGCAAGCUAAAGGCUCAGAUGUGUCAACUUUUGAAAGGCCACCAUCAUUUGCAAGAGGAGUUUUCUCUGUUUUUCGACCACCUCAGACCUCCAGCAAGCCGAAUGGGAGAGUUUGAAGUUUUGAACUGGACUGAAGACAAAGAUUACAAAUUUGAUGGUUUUGAAGAGGUUUCAUUGCCAGACAUUGAGGAAGAGGAAGAAGGGAGUAAGGUUCAACCACCUCAGAGGAGCAAGAGGAAGAAGGAUGUGAACCACAUACAGGAUGUUGAUUGGGUGGAUGGAGGGAAAGAUUGUCCUUGCUCUUGCCAUGAAGUGGGAGGAGAACAAAGACUGAAGCGGUGUAAGAGGAGGAUGUGUAAUCAGUGUAGCAAUAAGGUAUGCGAGAACCGAACUCAAAGAAGCAAGGAGAUGCUGGAAGGAGUAAGUGGAGGGCCACAGGGUGCCGCGCGCCAUGCAUCCUCCUUAAAGGAAGCUGGCAGGAAAGAAGAUUGUGAAGGAAGAUUGGCUGGAGCUAAAGGAACGCCACUGGCAGACGGACUGAUGGCAGGAGCGAAAGGAACUGUUGGCGGUAGAGCAUCAUCCAUUCCCGACAAUGUGGUCUCUACAUCGAAGUCCCGGAAUACUGGCUGUGCUGUCUACAGUAAACGGAAGCCUCCCACAUUGGGUCACAAAAGUGGCAGGAAAUCCUUGGCAGUUACGCGUCCAGAUCCUGAUCUACCAUCACAGAAAGCUUUGGAUAGUUUCUCCCAUCUACCCUCCUCUCCUCCUCUUCCCCCAACAUGUACCUCCGUAACUGCUGCUGCAGACGACAAAGAUAACAUGGAAAGCAUCCCAAGUUGUUCCACCUCCCAAAAAAUGGACUCUACAUCAGAUGGUAGCCAGGAGACCCAGGAGAGUAAAGAUGUUUACACUCAACAAGAAAAAUGCAGCGAAAAAGAGGAACAGACUCUUACUGUAUGCGCCAAAAACAUUACGGUCAGCUCGAGUGGAGAAAAGGUCAUCCUCUGGACCAGGGAAGCAGACCGCGUUAUCCUUACAAUGUGUCAGGAGAAAGGAGCUCAGGAUGAAACAUUUGAUGCAAUCUCUUCAAAACUUGGAAACAAGACUCCAGCUGAGGUCUGUCAACGUUUCAGAGAGCUUGUCAAUCUCUUCCUGGCAGCAUGUGCUACCAGCUCCGAUGAAGAAGAGGAAGUGGCUGAGCAGAUAUCUGAUGAGGAUUAGGCUGGAGAGAUGGACUUGUGUAGAUAAGAACUUGUAUAAAUAUGUAUUAUUUGUUUUAGGAUGUGUGCUUGUGACAUUAAAUUUAAAUUAAUGUUACUGA
Messenger RNA from Pelobates fuscus (common spadefoot toad), 8749 nucleotides. It is a transcript of the gene GON4L, whose product is annotated as gon-4 like. Lineage: Eukaryota; Metazoa; Chordata; Amphibia; Anura; Pelobatidae. The transcript is spliced from 31 exons. Bases 181 to 8649 code for a protein of 2822 amino acids. Gene Ontology annotation, molecular function: transcription coregulator activity. Gene Ontology annotation, cellular component: nucleus. Gene Ontology annotation, biological process: regulation of DNA-templated transcription. The record is from RefSeq and is a predicted model, not a curated record.